AUGUUGGCUUUGACAUCUCCGAUCAACAAUCUACAUUCUUCCUACUCCUCGGCAGUCGCCCCCGGAAUACAAUUCGCCCUUGAUCUGACCGACGGCAACGUGGGCAUGUCUGAGCACGAGGAUUUCCUUUUGUCCAAUCCAGGGAAUACCGCAUCGUCGAGGCCACCAGCCGACAGCCCCUCAUCGUUCUCUUUUCAUAACAGGUUCACACCAUGGUCAUCGUCCGCGUACGACCCUUUUGCGGGAGAUACUGGCGGGCGCAUCUCUCCCGGUCGAACUGAAAGACUGCGGCAGAGGCUGCCCCCUGAGAUACACGGACCGAUUCGUGCCACUGUACCUACGGCCGUUGGCGAUCAGUUCCGGCCUCUGUCUCUGGGAUCGCAAAGUUCUGCUUUCACCUCUGACCCAGGCUCAUAUCAGCCGCCCGUCUUGCCACCAAGGUCCAAUCCUGACGAGAUUGCUCUCCGACGACAGAGUCAGGAUAGCUACAGUUUCCAGACAGGAUCGCCGACCAGUCAAGGUUACGCCGAGUUCGACCUGGAGACACACAAUCGCCGCGGUGCCGAGAUGGGAAGGGCGGCCAGAUAUCAUACCCGCAGACGACCCUUCAAUCAGGACGAGUUUGAUGGACCGUCACAGCUUCUGCCACUUCCUGUACCGCAGCAAGAACACGCACGCUCUCAAGCUCUUCCUACGCUUCCUGUACACUUGAACAUCGAGGAACAGGACGAAAUCACGCUACGCGUCGACGACAUCCUGUCUCGGUGUGCUUUCCAUUUUGUGGCAAAGUACCAGUUUCCUAUCCCCCUCGAACGUGACAAGCCUCGAGUCCGGACACCUGCCGACAGAGAGUGGACAGAAUGGGCUUAUUUGCUCAAGAGGCUUGCUACCAAGAGAAGGAUCCCAGCCCGUGUGCUCUACGAUAAUCAAAUCAAACAGUUUGUCACGACAUUGGAAAAUUCUAUUGCAGUCAGGCAGAACAACAGAGACCAGCAGUCCAGGACGCCCAAGGAUGACCGGUAUAUGCUACAGCUUGUUAGUGCAGGCACACAAGUUGCAAGAAUCUUGAUGGACUCAUUAUCUAUGGAACAGCUCGAUGCUCUAUAUAGGCAGACGGAGAACGUGAUCCUCGAAAGGAGAGCCAGACUUCGGGAACUCGGUUUCCAAUAGAAGCCUUGUUGAACUUUACCAAUCAUUUUGAUACUGGCAGUUCAAUUUGAAGCGAGCUGGACCAGAAAGCGCAGCCUCCUGUGGAAAGCAUGCGGAU
Exophiala xenobiotica is the source of this 1267-nucleotide messenger RNA. RefSeq lists its product as uncharacterized. The coding region runs from base 1 to 1170 and encodes 389 amino acids. NCBI's taxonomy places the organism in Eukaryota, Fungi, Ascomycota, Eurotiomycetes, Chaetothyriales, Herpotrichiellaceae. The record is from RefSeq and is a predicted model, not a curated record. The transcript has 2 exons.